AUGAAGAACAUGUUAGCAUUAAGCAUAACUAUAGUAAUAGUUUAUACAUUUAGUUCUCAAUUUGGCAUAGCCUUUUCAAGAGCUUUUGAAAUAGAACAUCUAAGUGAUUCAUUUACCCUUGAUAGCAUACUUUCCGAUGACUCGGCCGAAUCACCAUCACCGUAUCACAGUCCUCCUUAUGACUCGGCCGAGUCACCAGCACCCAGUGUCCAAAAUGAAGAACAUGUUAGCAUUAAGCAUAACUAUGAUAGCAUACUUUCCGAUGACUCGGCCGAAUCACCUGCUCCGGACCAAAGUCUUCCUAAUGACUCAGUUGAAUCACCUGCUCCGCAUCACAGUCCUCCCGAUGACUCAGCCGAGUCACCAGCACCAUAUCACAAUCCUCCUGAUGACUCGGCCGAAUCACCUGCCCCAUAUCACAAUCCUCCUGAUGACUCGGCUGAAUCACCUACACCGCAUCACGGUCAUCCCGAUGACUCGGCAGAAUCGCCAGCACCAGCCAUCAGCCCUUCUGAUGAAUCUACUCAGCAAUAUGCAACAAAAUUAAGAUAUUUUGAUGUAACACUUUAG
Molecule: messenger RNA, 570 nt
Organism: Trifolium pratense (red clover)
Lineage: Eukaryota; Viridiplantae; Streptophyta; Magnoliopsida; Fabales; Fabaceae
Product: pollen-specific leucine-rich repeat extensin-like protein 1
Exons: 3
Coding region: 1-570 (189 amino acids)
Source: RefSeq, a predicted model, not a curated record